This is a messenger RNA of Colletotrichum chrysophilum, 555 nucleotides long. RefSeq lists its product as uncharacterized. The record is from RefSeq and is a predicted model, not a curated record. The transcript is spliced from 2 exons. The coding region runs from base 1 to 555 and encodes 184 amino acids. Gene Ontology annotation, cellular component: small-subunit processome; nucleolus. NCBI's taxonomy places the organism in Eukaryota, Fungi, Ascomycota, Sordariomycetes, Glomerellales, Glomerellaceae.
AUGGAUUUUGCCAAGCGCCUAAUCGGCCGCCGCCACGCUCUUGCUGCCAAACCGACCGAAGCGGAAUCGAAGUCGACGACCAAGAAGAACGAUGCCGAUCUCGUGCGACACAUUCCCCAGGCCCCGUCAGGACUCUACUUUCAAUCGAACCAAGACCUGGGACCCCCAUACCACAUCAUUCUCGACACCAACUUCUUCGCGCACACGGUCCGCCACAAGAUCGACGUCGUCAUGGGCCUGAUGGACCUCCUCCUCGCCAAGUGCACACCCGUCGUAACGGAAUGCACGAUCGCCGAGCUUAACAAGCUGGGACCGAAGUUCCGCCUGGCCCUGCGGCUUGCGAAGGACGAGCGAUUCGAGCGAUUGAAGUGCUCGCACUCUGGCACGUACGCCGACGACUGCAUCGUCACCACCGUCACGAAGAACCGCUGCUACCUGGUUGGAACGAACGAUAGGGCUCUGAGACAGAAGCGGAGGAAGGUCCCGGGUGUGCCUUUAAUUGCGGUCGGAAAGGGAAAAUACUCUGUUGAGAGGCUGCCCGAGAUCGCUGUUUGA